AUGUUGAUUCUAACAGCCGUCUAUGCUUUGCUGUUCUGGCCAGCUGCUGUGGCAGCGGCCUGGGGAUGGACAGAUUCCAACGGCAACUACGUCAUUGACUCCGGUGCGGAUCUGAUCAUCAGUGUCAGCAAGUCAACUGGUGAUAUCAACUCUUUGAAGUACAAGGGGCAAGAGUUUAACGGAUGGGGCGGCAAGAAUACCCAUGUGGAAUCUGGUCUUGGCGCCAGCACGGUGACGAUUGCUACCAUUAGCACCAAUGUCAUCAAGGUCUCAGUCACGCAUGGAACCCUGAAGCACUACAUUGUUAUGCGGUACAAGAACAACAAUGUCUACCUCUUCACCAACAAGGCCGAUGACAGCGUGUCUGCUAUGCGCUACAUCGUGCGUAUCAAGUCUGGCAUCUUUAGCCACGCCUCGACCGAUCCCGGUAUGUAUAUCAAGUUCCAUUACUACGACUCCGGUAGCAGCUACAUCGAGGCUUCUGACGUCAGCAUCAACAGCGGCAGCAUCACCAAGAGCAAGCACUACCAGGGCUCUACUUAUGGACGAACCAUGGACUACGACUACAUCGGCCGAACCACCGGAUCGGUUGGUCUGUACAUGAUCCGCUCCAACCACGAGAAGGCAUCCGGCGGUCCUUUCUUCCGAUCUUUGCUCACUCGCGCCGAUCCCACCGGCGAGGAUCUGUACGAGAUCUAUUACUACAACAUGGGCAGUACCGACCCUAUGCGAACUGGUCUUCAGGGGCCUCAUGUCCUGUCCUUUACCGACGGUGGCGCUCCUAGCUCCAGCCUCUACGCUCGCAACGCUGACUGGACCUGGGUUGAUGCUCUUUCUCUGUCUGGAUGGACUACUUGGGCCGACCGUGGCUAUGCUUCGGGUGUUGGUAUUUCCAACAUGAAGACUGGAUAUACCUACACCGUCGGUCUGUCCAACACCAACGCUCAGUACUGGGGUGUUGCGUCUUCAAGCAACGGAGCCUGGUCCAUCAAGAAGGUUAUCCCUGGUACCUACACCCUGACAGUUUACAAGGAGGAGCUUGAGGUGUACACUGGCUCCAUAACCAUCAACAAGGGCGCCGGCACGGCCGUCAACACGCUCAAGGCCACUGACCCGGCUGACGACAGCGCCAUCUGGCGUAUCGGCGAGUGGGACGGAACCCCGCGAGGUUUCCUCAACUUCGAGGACGCGAAGAUGAAGCCCACUUACAUGCAUCCCUCCGACAAGCGACUGGCCAGUUGGAAGCCAAGCAACUUCAUUGUUGGCACGAGCAAGGCCAAUAACUUCCCCGGUUAUAUGUGGACCGACGUUAACAACAACCAUCUUGUCUACUUCAAGCUCACCACUGCGCAAUUGGCAACCUCUCACAAGAUCCGCAUUGGUAUCACUGAGGCAUACAUCAACGGCCGACCCACGAUCAAGGUCAACGACUGGUCAGCCACUACGCCUAGCGCAACUAACCAGGCCAAGACCCGAAGCUUGACCACAGGUACCUAUCGUGGCAACAACGUCAAGCUUGAGUUUACCGUGCCAUCCAGUGCAUUCAAGCAAAGCACUAGCGAGUGGCAGAUCAUGACCGUCAGCAUUGUGACUGGCAGCACUGGCUCUGGAUACCUCAGUGGCGGUGUUAGCUUUGACAGCAUUGACAUGCUGUCUUAG
Messenger RNA from Ilyonectria robusta, 1659 nucleotides. RefSeq names its product Rhamnogalacturonase B, N-terminal-domain-containing protein. The record is from RefSeq and is a predicted model, not a curated record. Lineage: Eukaryota; Fungi; Ascomycota; Sordariomycetes; Hypocreales; Nectriaceae. The transcript has 5 exons. Gene Ontology annotation, biological process: pectin catabolic process. Gene Ontology annotation, molecular function: carbohydrate binding; carbon-oxygen lyase activity, acting on polysaccharides. Bases 1 to 1659 code for a protein of 552 amino acids.